CUCAACUCCCGGCUGAAGUUGGAGAGCUCUACCCAGAGUCACUCCAUAGGGGCGGUGCGCUGGAACCUUCCUGAGGAAGACCUCCAGGCCCACAGCUCAGUCCCUACCAGCCCCUCCAAGAGCAGCGCCCCCUCCACACGCCGCUUACAGGUAGGCUACACGCAAACACACACACACACACACGCACACACACACACACACACACACCUCCAUCCACUCACAGCAUCACAUCAGCAUCCAGUCCAUCCAAAAGUCUUUCUAUUAAUUUGUGCACUCUUCUACCUGUAUGUGUUUGUACUGUUUUUCUACAUUUGCCUGCUCAUCCUGUAUGUGUGUUUCUCUUGUAGCAACACCCUCGUCAGAACGGCCUGAAGAACCUGCGCAGCCUGCAGGAGUGUGUCCGCUUCAUCAACCACUGGAAGAAGCAGGUGGCCCAAGUCUGCAAGGUAAGUAGGCCCCUGAGAGGGAGAGAGAGGGGAAGAGAGUGGGAGACAGGGGAGACAUACAUUUAUAGAAAUAAAAAGGAAGAGCGAUGUGGGUAAGAGAACGAGGAAACAAAAGCAGUAACUGAGAAAGCUCAGACAGACCAGGAAUGCACAUUGAUUUCCAACAUUAGUAUGAUAGUAUUAGCGAUAGUAUUAACGAUAGUAUUAGUGAUAGCAUUAAUUUGCCCCUUAUUUGUAUUAAUGCAAAAUGCCGCUGGAAUUAUGGAUUGUGAGGUCAAAGAACAAGUAAAUGCACAGGGAAGUUAGAUGUGCAGUGAAGGAGAAACAGUAGGCCUGGCUUAGUGGAGCUGGCGUCAGUCACUGGGGAACUUUGAGACAGGUGUUGAAUGAAGCCUAGAUAGUGAAUAAGGCCUGUCUGUAGGUCAGGGAUUGUUCACCGUUAACCAAAAAGUAUAGAGAACGGAAUCUUUACAGAGAACGGAAUCAAUCGUUUAAUACUUUCCCUUAUAGAAGAAAAAGUAUUGGAAUUUAGCGGAUUUAUUACCUUUACAUUUGACAUUUUAGUCAUUUAGUAGACGCUCUUAUCCAGAGCGACUUACAGUUAGGGCAUUCAUCUUAAGAUAGCUUGGUGGGACAACCACAUAUCACAGGCAUAGUAAGUAAACUUCUCCUCAAUAAAGUAGUUAUCAGCAAAGUCAGAGCUAGAAGGGGGUGAGGGGGGAGUCAAGUACAAGUGUUGGUUCACUGAUAUUGGAUAAACAUUGCUAAGCAAGACAGAUGACACAGUUAAUUGAGGUAUAUGUUGUGAAAUUGUUAGAUAUUACUUGUUAGAUAUUACUGCACUGUCGGAGCUAGAAGCACAAGCAUUUCGCUACACCAGCAAUAACAUCUUCUAAACACGUGUAUGUGACAAAUAAGAUUUGAUUUGAUUUGAUGGGUAGGGAGGGUACUGAUAUGGGGGUUCUUAUCGCCCUUUACAGCUCUGUUAACCCACUCCAGUGCCCCGUGGUGCUGAGCUGGAACACACAGGGUUAUAGUCAAACCAUGUAUCUUAGGCAGAUACCCCUCCAGGGUGGGAGGAGAGGUUACAGGGACACUAGGGCAGGGGCGGGAGAUUUUUACAAGGGGGCCAGGUGGGGGUUGGAGGUAGGGCGGUGUCGGGAGUGCUGAGCUGGCAUCUGGCGUAGGACUGCCAGGUGGGAACAGGGUUACAUAACGAAAAACACACUCAACCAUCCCAUUUUGCAGUUAUUUGAUCUGGUUUUGCAACGCAUGGCUAAAUGUUUUCGCCUUGUGCCUGUUUUUUUUUGUGUGUGAAUCAAGCUAUAUUUCACGCAAAAUCACACGCUGUACUCGGUCAAUGGAGAACGCAGUAUUGCUACGACAUUGCUAUGACAGUAAUAAGAUGGUUGAGAUGAGAAAGCUAAACACACUAUUGAGAAUGUACAGUUUGAUAUUGACCUUGUUGCUGUUUUGUGUUGUUGCAGAGUGGCAGUGAUGCGAGGGAAGGCACCAGUAAAGGAGAGACCCCUGUGGAACUGAAAGACCCCAAAACAGAACGCAGUCUAGAGGAAAGCAGGAAACUCAUUCUCCUGUGGGCCAAUGAGCUCAACAGUGUCGACCAGGUGUUGAAGAAAAGCCCCUGGGUGCAGGAGAGAAGUGAGGAGGAGGAGGAGGAGGAAGCAGAAAACAGGGAUGGAGAGGAGGACCCUAACGAGGAAGUGCAGCAGAGGAUCAUGGAGUGGGCCAAGGAGCUGCAGAGCGCCUCAGAGGUGAGAGGUCAGGGGUCAAGGAUACAAAUAUAUAUAAGAGACAAAGGAACACUACUGAAGAAGGAAAUGGGGGAAAUACGGUGUUCCCUUAGUUAACUGCUAUCUGCAGAUUUGCUAGCAAAAACAGACCAUUUAGUAUAAGGGCUAAAAGGUCCAAAAAGUGUGAUGGGAGACCCAUAGAGAUGACUUGGUAUUAACGUCCAUGUGUCUGUGUCUACACAGAGCUGUGGGGUGCAGAGCGAUGAGCUCGGCAAGGUUCUGCGUCUGGUGGGCCUGAAGAAGAAGAGACUGGUCAACCUCCUGCCCUUACUGGAGUUCAUUACCUGGUCACUGCUAAAGGAGGACUGCAAGGUGAGAUACAGACACCGACGUACGCAGGCGCACACAAACAAACACACACAUAGAAAAACAGAAUAAAAGCUGCAAAAGAGGUCAACACUAUAUAUUAGCGAACUAGUUUAAUAGUUUAUUCAUUUAUUAGGGGUCUUCUCAUAAAACAUAACACAACUCGUGAUGUUAUGCUUACCCUCACCUGAAUCCAUUGUAAUUAGUUAGCAAUGUUCCCUCUUAAACAUUCACAUUUCUGUUGAUUGAGAAUCAGCAAUAACAUUAUAUAGGCUAUAUGCUCAAAUAUGCAUACCUACCUACCUACCUACACCAGGUAAAAAAACCUAGGUGUUAUUUUAGAUUCUGAACAAAAUUUCGAAUCACACAUUAGGAAUGUGACCAAAAUAGCUUUUUACCACCUGAGGAACAUUGCCACGGUGCGGCCGUUUCUCUCUCAGGCUGAUACAGAGAGACUCAUCCAUGCUUUCAUUACAAGCAGGCUUGACUACUGUAAUGCUCUCCUGUCUGGUCUACCCAAAAAAGCCAUUGGUCAACUGCAAAACAUACAGAAUGCUGCAGCACGGGUACUGACCAAGACCAGAUAGAUAGCACACAUUACACCGGUUUUAAGGUCUCUGCACUGGCUGCCUGUGAGGUUUAGAAUUAAUUUAAUAGGACUAAAAUGUCAAUUGGAUCACAAAAAAAAAAAAAAAAAAAAAAUGGAAAUUAGAAGCAUUCAUUUCAAAGUUACAGAACAAAAGUAAGGUUCUUUAGCAAGAUCAUGAUGGAUUAGAUGAGGUAUUUUUUUUAAAUUACUUUCUAUAGUAUUUAAACCACCAUAUCAAAGCCUUUUUUUAAAUUCAAUAUCUAGUAAUACUAUUGGGAUAUGUUACAGUACAAAACAUUUUAAAUAAACAUCACAAGACAGUCAUCCCAAACCAAACUCCAUACAGCCCUGUCUGUCUCAUCACCCAUACAGUAGAGUGAAUGAUUGACUGUUGUCUUGUCUAAACUUCAUGCCCGCUGUACUUUCGCCUUGUUGUGAUAAGGCCCCAGGUCAUUCAAUAUAGUGCAAUAAAACAUAAUGUAGAGAACUGCCAGUCUAGCAUUUACAUCAUACUGUCCUCUGUAUCAGCAUAAUCUGUAAUCUGUAGGUGUGAUCUGCCUAUUGGUCAGGGUUGACAAGAAUAUGUAUGCAUUUUAAUCUGUUGAUCUGGUCUGUGUCACUUUGAUCAAUACAUUUCAAGUCACAGUAAAAAAAAAAAAGAUGAAAAUGAAACUCUUAAAGCCUGCGUUCCUAAACCUUACCCGCGUUCCUGAACUUUACCCGCGUUCCUAAACUUUCCCAGCGUUCCUAAACUUUACCCGCGUUCCUAAACUUUACCUGCGUUCCUAAACUUUACCCGCGUUCCUAAACUUUACCCGCGUUCCUAAACUUUACCCGCGUUCCUAAACUUUACCCGCGUUCCUAAACCUUACCCGCGUUCCUAAACUUUACCCGCGUUCCUAAACUUUCCCUGCGUUCCUAAACUUUACCCGCGUUCCUAAACUUUACCUGCAUUCCUAAACUUUACCUGCGUUCCUAAACUUUACCCGCGUUCCUAAACUUUCCCUGCAUUCCUAAACUUUCCCUGCGUUCCUAAACUUUACCUGCGUUCCUAAACUUUACCUGCGUUCCUAAACUUUCCCUGCGUUCCUAAACCUUACCCGCGUUCCUAAACUUUACCCGCGUUCCUAAACUUUCCCUACGUUCCUAAACUUUCCCUGCGUUCCUAAACUUUACCUGCGUUCCUAAACUUUACCCGCGUUCCUAAACUUUACCUACGUUCCUAUUUUCAGAGCGUCAUUCCUCAGCUGUGGCUGUCAGCAAAGCAGCGCACCUGGAAGGCAGGCACUGCAAGAUACAUCCCUAACUCAGUGUGGAACUGGAUGAUCAGUGCAUCAGGUAACUAUCCUUCUAUUUGGACACGUACUUUAAUUUAAAAUAAGAAAAAAGAAAAAAAGCACAGAAAAUAAGAAUGAAUACAAUAUUAAAUAUAAAGUGUUUUCCAUACAUUUUGCCCAAACCUUGAACUACAGCUUAAAUAAUGGUACUAGCUACUAGCAUAGAAAAGUAGAAUAAAGUGAAAACAGAUGACAGAAUGUAAUUUAAAAUGAUGAAAGUAAAAAAUUUGCAGCACAUUUCAGAAAGCUACAAACUCAACCAACUCUCUCCCCCCUCUUCCCUAUAGCUGACGUGACCCUUGACCCCAUGACCAACCACUCAUGGCUUCAGCUCUCCGACGACCACCGAAAGGUCCAGGAGGGAAUAUCCGAGUCCAACCUGCCCUUCAGUCCCCAGCGCUUUGACGCCUGGCCUGGCGUGCUGGGCUGGGAGGGCUACGCCUCCGGACGCCACUACUGGGAAGUCGACAUAGCCAACAGUGGCUACUGGCGGGUGGGCCUGACCACGGCGGGCGCCAAACGCCAUGGCCGCUUCCCCAUGAGCCCCCAGACGGGCUACUGGACCCUGUGGCGCAGUAUCCACCAAUUCUACGCCUGUACCAAGCCCGAGAUGCCCCUGCCCCUGGAUCUGGUGGCCCGCCGGAUGGGGAUCUAUCUAGACUACGAGGAAGGACAGAUCUCCUUCUACAACGCGGAGACCAAGUCGCACAUCUACACAUUCACAGGCACCUUCAAGGAGAAGCUGUACCCGGUGUUUUCCCCGCUGGACGGUCGCACGCUCAUCACCGUCAUCUCGCCGCAUAAGGUCUCUACGUUUUGA
Molecule: messenger RNA, 5309 nt
Organism: Coregonus sp. 'balchen'
Lineage: Eukaryota; Metazoa; Chordata; Actinopteri; Salmoniformes; Salmonidae
Source: the annotation of a GenBank genome assembly